CAGCAGGUGAUGUUAAGGACCAGGGCAUUUUGGCAGUUGCAGUUUAUCCAUCAACCUGACUCAAUACUGAAUAUGGGGAACUGCAUUCAAGGUGUGAAGGACUUCUUCUGUCGGCCAAAGAACACUAAUGUUCGAGUGAGCCUCCCCAUGGUGUGCUUUGUCUGGCAGAUUGCUAUGAUCAUUCUGUUUGGCGUCUUUAUCCGCUACGAUGAGGAGUCUGACACUCACUGGAGUGAACACAGGAAAUCACACAACAUAUCAAGUGAUAUAGAGAAUGACUUUUACUUCAGGUACCCAAGCUUCCAGGACGUGCACGUGAUGAUCUUCGUGGGUUUUGGCUUCCUCAUGACCUUUCUGAAGAAGUACAGCUUCGGUGCCGUGGGUUUCAACUUCCUCAUCGCCGCCUUCGGCAUUCAGUGGGCUCUGCUGAUGCAGGGCUGGUUCCACUCCCUGGACCACACGGACGGGAAGAUCAAAAUCGGCGUUGAAAGCCUCAUCAACGCAGACUUCUGUGUGGCCGGUUGUCUGAUUGCAUAUGGCGCAGUUCUGGGGAAGGUCAGCCCGGUCCAGCUACUAGUGAUGACACUCUUUGGUGUGACGCUCUUUGCAGUGGAGGAGUUCAUCAUUCUCACCGUCAUUCAUGCCAGAGAUGCCGGUGGCUCCAUGGUGAUCCAUACUUUUGGAGGUUAUUAUGGUCUAGCCAUCUCUUGGGUUCUCUAUCGCCCUCAUUUGGACCAGAGCAAACGUCUGCAAGGGUCUGUGUACCAUUCGGACGUAUUCGCUAUGAUUGGCACGCUCUUCCUUUGGAUGUUCUGGCCCAGUUUCAACUCAGCAAUCACAGACCAUGGUGAUGGGCAGCACCGGGCAGCCAUUAACACCUACCUCGCCUUGGCAUCUACUGUCCUGACCACCGUAGCCAUCUCCAGUGUUUUCCAGAAGAAAGGCAAACUGGAUAUGGUGCACAUACAGAACGCCACCCUGGCGGGUGGUGUAGCUGUGGGAACCGCUGCUGAGUUUCUGUUGACACCCUAUGGCUCCCUGAUUGUGGGUUUCUGCUGUGGCAUUCUGUCUACUUUUGGCUACCUCUACAUCUCGCCGUUCAUGGAGAAAAGAAUGAAGAUUCAGGACACCUGCGGCGUACAUAACCUGCAUGCCAUGCCAGGAGUGAUUGGUGGCAUCGUUGGGGCCAUUACUGCAGCAGCUGCCUCAGAGUCCACAUACGGACAUGAGGGAUUAAUCAAUACCUUCGACUUUGAGGGGGAUUUUAAAGAUCGGACCCCCAAUAUUCAGGGUGGCCACCAGGCAGCCGGGAUUUGUGUGGCCAUCGUUUUUGGAAUUGGAGGAGGAGUAUUAGUCGGUAUCAUCCUGAGGCUGCCAAUCUGGGGGGACCCUGCAGAUGACAACUGCUUCGAUGAUGAAGUGUACUGGGAGCUGCCUGAAGAUGAGGAGAGCAUUCCCCCAAUUCUGGAAUACAACAACCACAUGAGCAACAAGCAGCAGGAAAUGUCUGAAUCCAACUUCUCUGUGGAGCAGAGCUAGUGCUGCAGCCUGACGCUCUGCAGGACUACAGACCAGUGCCUCAGCUCUUCCAUAGCAACAGCCAUUAAUGAAGAUGCCCUUCUGGAAGCGGGGGAAUGCACUUGGCCAGAGUGACCUGCGAGAGACUGCUCCUAUACUUAUUACAUUAAUGUAAGCCAUCAGCAAUUAGGGAAAUGUCAGAGACUCAGACUCCAAAAGUCCAGAAGGUGAUACCUGUUAGUAUGAUGCUAUUUCUUUGACAGUGUGUAUUAUAUUCGUAAAGAAUAAUUCUGUAUUGAUUACAAAUGUAGCUUAACUAGAUUUCAUGACUAAAUUUCAUGUCUUAACUAGAUUGAUAUGGCAUUUCAUUUAAAUAAUUUUUAUGAUGUAUA
Anguilla rostrata (American eel) is the source of this 1910-nucleotide messenger RNA. RefSeq names its product ammonium transporter Rh type C 1. Gene Ontology annotation, molecular function: ammonium channel activity. Lineage: Eukaryota; Metazoa; Chordata; Actinopteri; Anguilliformes; Anguillidae. The record is from RefSeq and is a predicted model, not a curated record. The transcript is spliced from 11 exons. Gene Ontology annotation, cellular component: plasma membrane. The coding region runs from base 10 to 1539 and encodes 509 amino acids. Gene Ontology annotation, biological process: ammonium homeostasis; ammonium transmembrane transport.